Molecule: messenger RNA, 6351 nt
Organism: Columba livia (rock pigeon)
Lineage: Eukaryota; Metazoa; Chordata; Aves; Columbiformes; Columbidae
Product: mast cell protease 1A-like
Exons: 5
Coding region: 5299-6114 (271 amino acids)
Biological process (GO): proteolysis
Molecular function (GO): serine-type endopeptidase activity
Source: RefSeq, a predicted model, not a curated record
AGCACUGCAGGAGAGAUGGGAGAGCAGGGUGAGGUGUUUUGUAAGGCCACGCGUACGCCUGGGCUUCCUGUUGUUUAAUAACGUUUCCUGUUGUGAGCUAGAGUAUUGACAUCGUUUCUAACAGCUGCCAUCAUUUCUCAGGAAGGGUCUGGCUGCGGUUGUGUAGGUGGGACAUGAAUGAAAUAACGUGUCCAGCUCCUCUUUGAACCAGGGCAGGCUGGGCUGAACAGGGUAACACCUCCCACCUUGCUGGGUAGAGUGUGGGGCUGAACAAAGUGCUAGUGGAAGCACCCAGACAGCCCAAGACACUCAGUGCUUUGCCUUUUGCAGUGUUAAAUUUACCCCUGAGCAGAGAGCAACUGCUUCUUCAUCACCUGCCCCGUGCGCCACCCGCACCCAGAUCCAUCCUCAUCCAGGAGGAAGCUCCAUAAGCUCCGUGCUCUCACCCCCGGGAGCUCCCCCGCAGGCCCAGCUCCCGCCAGCCUCACGGAACACAUCCGUCCACGUCCUGCCCUGUCACCCGCGUGUCUCAAGCUGGGGCUCAGCUGCACCCAGCUCAAAGAAAAGCAUCCGGUCCAGGCCCUGCGUGGGCCCUGACGCUGCACCCUCCACCUCCAGCUCUCCAAGCACCCGCUGGAGAUGCGCCAGGGUCGUCCCUGUGUCCAGGUCACAGGCAGGGAAACAGACGCAGCGCUGCUGCCUCUUGCCUGGCACUGCAGAAGGCGCACGGGGCUGCACGGAGACCAGAAGCCAGGAGUCCUGGCAUUACUGUUAUACUAAUGCCUGCCAUUGACCACUUCCCUGCAUCUGCAUAGCUCGACUGGAGAGAAAGUCUCGCAACGUGCCAUUCCCAGCUGCAGCUGUUGAAUUUGCCUGAUGACUCACCUGUCAUGACCGGCCCAAGGUUCCUGCUGCUCGAGGGAGGUUCAGCAGCCCCGGUGCUCUCCAGCUGCACAGAGCAGGUAGUGGAGAGGGCUCCUCGUGCUAAAUAAGUGAGACUUCUACCUACCAAAGUGGCAAAAGGGAAGUUACAACACCAACCACAUUUCUGUGCAGGAUGGACCCCACCCAAAACAGCUGCAAAGCAGCAUAGAGAAAAGAAAGACGGAGCACCUUUCAGCUCGGGAUCACAGCGGAGACUCUGCCCUGCUUUCUGCUUUCAGGCUGGCACAAAGCCAGGGACAGGUCCCCAGGCUGAGAGCAAAAUCAGUGAUUUCUUCCAUCCUGGGAGUCCAUCCACUGCUUGAUGAGUGGAGAGAUCCCAGCCUGGACAAGUGGAAAAUGCCAAAGAGGCUCCUGCUGCAGGAAGUCGUGUGCAAGCAAGAGCUGUUCUCCUCCAGACUGAGGGCUCUGUCCUCCACGUUCACCCUUUCGACUGGUGGUUUGGGCUUUUCUAUCAGCAGCGUGGAAAGAAACUCGUGCUGAUAAAGUCAGCAGAUGACCCCGCGGGGACUUGUAUCUCCUCACGUCUGUGCAGAAUGGGACCUCGCCGGGGGCACAAACCCGGCCCCCCCGCAGAGCUGCUGCUGCCGGACCCAGGGCGGGGGGUCCCCAUCUCCAUGGGGGCAAACGAGGCUCCGCUUCCCCGAGCAGCCGCCUGGGGAGAGUUCCUGUUGAACUGCAGCGGCUCCCCCGUGCUAUCAGCACAGAGCCAGCCUGAGCUUUAUCUUGGUACUUCUCCUUUGCUGCCGUUUCAGUUCAGAUGCUCUUUCUUUGCGAUGCAGCGGGGCUGGGGAGGGCCACCCUGUCCUGCAACGUUUCUCAUCUCUUUCCUCCACAUCAAGACCACGACACACUUGAAACUGCCUGGUAGCUGCUGAGUGCUGAGCUUGCGAGGACCAAGGGAGGCCUGGGGGCAGCUGCAGCCCCCGAACCCUCUGCCGGAGCCGUGGCUGUAGCAGGUGCUCUCAGGUGCUGAGAUGAGGCGCCUGAGCAGCAGGAGCCCUGGAGCCUCCACAUCCCGCUCUGCCCAGGCCAAGGGGAAGGGAAAAGCACCUCGGCCCCCAAGGGAAGAGUUUGUCUGCACACAAACGGGGGUGCCCAGGCGAGCGGGGCAGGAGCAGCCUGGAGCCCAUCACCAUCGUGCCCGGUCAGCCCUGCCCAGCCCGCUGCUCCCGGCAGGGCGUCCAGCUCCGCACCGCGGGGGCCGCGAGCAGCCGCGGGGGAAAGGCAGCGAGCUACAAACACAAGAUAAAAUAUCGAUGACUUCUGUUGAGGUUUUCCUGCUGUGCUGCUGCACAGUCCUGAUUAAAACUUGUGUGUGUUCAGAUGUUCUGAUGAAGGAGAGAUGGAGAACUCUGCCUGGGGGACCAGCCCGGCGACCCCCAGGCUGGCUCAUGGGCCAGCUGGUGUCCCCAUUGCUGCCCCAUAAGGCCACUGUGUCCCCCCUGUGUGGCCCCAGCACAGCCCAGCAGCAGCAUCCAUUCGCCCACAGGUGUUUUUCUGCUCCAGGAAGGGUGGAGUUGUGCUCGUUUGAAAAUGGCUGAUCGCUCCUGGUUGUGUUUCCUGGCUUUGGUCUCUUCUCUUGUCUGUCCAGGGGAACGUCCCAGUCCCCGAUGUGGCAGGAUGCGUCUGGUCCCAGAGGAGCUGGGAAGAGCCAGCAAGGCCCCUCUGACUUGGGCCAACACCAAAACCUGGAGAUUUGGCCUUUCAUGGUGCUCGAACAAUCGUCCCGGGCACAGUUAUUGUGCCUCAGCAUCAGUUUGUUGCAACUGGGUGGUGGUGAUGAGGGAAAGGUCUCUGUGGUGCAUCUCUGGAUUUGAAGGAAAACAAGAACACAAAGCAGAAAGUUUCAGGAUCGUCUCCUUUAGGCCACAUUCAUGACCUUAAAUGGCAAAGUUUUGUUGAUUUUUUUUUCUUUAAGUGGCUUUUCUUUAGAAACUUGCAUUUCCUCGAUGCAAAAACAUGAAACAGAAAGCAAACAGCUGCAUAAAAUGCCCUCCCACCUCCCAAAAGUAAAGAUAAUUACUUGAAAGUCAUCCCAGUAAAACCCAUCAUCAGCGGGCCAGCCCAGACCCUGCCCUCUGCGGUGUCACAGCUUCCCCUCCUUUGCGACAAGUUUGAGACUUUGACCUUUGGGCUGAUCUGCAGUGAUUGACACCAAGUGUUCCCAGUGCUCGGUGACGACGGGACGGGAGCGUUGGGGACGCGCAGCCCUCAGCAUCCCCCCGGAGUGAGCGUCAAACCAAACUCACAAGUCUCGCUGCCUCUGUACAGAGCGGCAUUUCGUGCAGCUCCUGACGGCCACCGGCCAUCGCCAGAGAAGCGAUGCCUCCCCUCCCUGCGGCUGGGAUUUGGGCUGGAGAAGCUGGACUAGCUUGGUGCCAGGUCCCCGAACACCAGCUCACGGUAUCACAGUAUGACAGUAUGUUUGGGACUGGAAGGGACCUCAGAAGAUCAUCCAGUGCAAUCCCCCCAUGGAGCAGGAACACCCGGAUGAGGUUACACAGGAAGGUGUCCAGGCGGGUUGGAAUGUCUGCAGAGAAGGAGACUCCACAACCCCCCUGGGCAGCCUGGGCCAGGCUCUGCCACCCUCACCAGGAACAAGUUUCUUCUCAAAUUUAAGUGGAACCUCCUGUGUUCCAGCUUGAUCCCAUUAGCCCUUGUCCUAUCAUUGUUUGACACCGAGAAGAGCCUGGCUCCAUCCUCAUGGCACUCACCUUUUAUAUACCUGUAGACAAGAUCCCCCCUUAGCCUCCACGUCUCCAAACUAAAGAGCCCCAGCUCCCUCAGCCUUUCCUCACACGGGAGAUGCUCCACUCCCUUAAUCAUCUUUGUUGCCCUACGCUGGACUCUCUGCAGCAGUUCCCUGUCCUGCUGGAACUGAGGGGCCACAACUGGACACAAUAUUCCAGGUGUGGUCUCCCCAGGGCAGAGCAGAGGGGCAGGAGAACCUCUCUGACCUACUGACCACCCCCUUCUAACCCACCCCAGGUACCAUUGGCUUCCUGGCCACAAGGGCCCAGUGCUGGCUCAUGGUCAUCCUGCUGUCCCCAGGACCCCCCAGGUCCCUUUACCCGAUGCUCAGGAUCUUCUGCCCUGAAACCGCAUCUCCGAGGAGCGGACACAUCCCCAGGAGGGAAGGGGCUGGAUGGUGCCCCUGCCACCUGCACCCCGUGCGGCACAACCAGCCGUGGUCACUGCGGUGUGACCAAGACCACAGGGCUGCUCCAGAGCCCUGGCCCAGGGCACCCUGUGCAGGACCCAUAAAAUCCCUCAUGAGCUGCUUUGCACGGUGCUCACGGCCGGGAGCCGCUUCUUGCCACGUUCACAUGGGGAUGGCAGGAGGAACCGGGGGGCUCGGCGUGCACGGCCGGGGGUGCCGAGCACGGGGAGCGGGCAGGGUGUGGUGCCAGCGCCAGGCAGAGGAAACGGGGCUGGUUAAACCAAACCUGGGCGCUGCGGAGGAAGGACGAGCAGCACACACCUCCCUGCGGUCGGAGCCGCCGCGCCGGGGAAGCGCCUGUGCUGGCAGCACCACGUCUGGAGAGCACGAAUCGAUUCCAAGCUCUGCUGCGGUUACAAGCCCAAAUUAGCUUAUUUAAACCAGAGAAUCUGUAGUGGCCUCAGCCAGAACUUCUGGGGGGAUUUCUACUGAGGUGAACCAGAUCAAAAGUAUUCCAGGGAUUAAAAGGAGGCAUUACCUCUGGCUUGUCAGAGCUCGGAGAUGCUGUGCUUUGAAGCAGGUGGAUGUGAUUUGUCCUGCAGCCAAACUGCAGGAGAAAUCAUAGAAUCAUAGAAUCAUUUCAGUUGGAAGAGACCCUCAGCAUCAUCGAGUCCAACCAUAACCCAACUCCGGCACUAAACCAUGUCCCUAAGAACCUAGUCUAAACGCCUUUUAAACCCCUCCUGGGAUGGUGGCUCCAUCACUGCUGACCCCCCUGGCUCCAAGCUCCUUUCAGGCAGUUCAGAGAUCAAGAGGUCUCCCCUCAGCUCCUGUUCUCCAGCUGAACCCCCCAGCUCCCUCAACCGCUGCUCAUACGACUUGUGCUAAAUCACAGCUCAAAAAUACCCCAGGACACCUCUCCUCAUCACCAGUGAGGCUCUGGGGCUGUGGCAUCACCCCCAUCUCUGCCCUGACCUCUGUCCUGCUCUAUCGCUCAUCAGUCACAGCCGUGGGGCACACGGGGUACGUGAGCAGGCCAGAGAUGCAGAUAGACCUGCCGGGAUGCUGCGCGGCUCUGAUUAGCACCAUCGGGCACAUGGUUUCCUGGCUGCUGGGCACAGCUGGCCCAGGAUAUAAAACCAGGAGACUCAGACUCGCACACACCUUGGAGGAGCGUCCAGCUGUGGGAAGAGAUGUCCCAGCCCGGGCCGCUGCCGGCCCUGCUGCUCCUGCUUUCUUGCCCCCGGGCCAGUGCCGGUAAGCGGGGGCACCACAGGCUGCAGGUCAGGCUGCUGGUCCGGGCUCUGAUCUCAGCUCAUCCUGCACUGGGGUGUCUUGCAAGUGCUCUACAAGGUCACAUUGUCGGGGGGCACGAGGCUCAGCCCCACUCCCACCCUUACAUGGCGUACCUGAAGAUUGGGACGUUCGCCUGCGGGGGUUUCCUGAUGGCCCCUGACUGGGUGAUGACAGCCACACACUGCAUGGGGAGCGCCACGGUCAUCCUGGGUGCCCACGACAUCCGCGAGCCAGAGAAGACCCAGCAGGUCCGGGGAGUCCUCAGGUACCACCUGCAUCCAGCGUACGACCCCGACAUGGUGUCCAGCGACAUCAUGCUGCUCAAGCUGACAGCAAAGGCCGCUCUCAACGACUACGUCAAGACCAUCCCACUGCCCAAGACCAGCAGUGACUGCCCCACGGGCACCAAGUGCAGCGUAGCCGGCUGGGGCCUGAUUGAUGAUGACCAGGCAACCAACAAGCUCUUUGAAACCCAAGUCUCCGUCUACAGCCGCAGGAAAUGCAUCCUCUUCUACCCGCAUCUCGACACCAGCAUGGUUUGUGCCGGCAGCUUCCACGAGCUCAGGGACGCCAGCCAGGGAGAUUCCGGUGGGCCCCUGGUGUGCAAUAAGGUGGCACACGGCAUCGUUUCCUUCAGGUACAACAACCCACCUGGUGUCUACACCCGCAUCUCCAACUACCUGCUCUGGAUCAGAAGAACCCUGAGGAAGUAGCAGCCCUGGAGCCUUCACUGGUUUCCUUUGUGCCCCUGCUGAAGGCUCAACCCCACCUCUCUCCUCGGGACCUGAGUGACCCCAUCAGUGCACACCAGGGUCCCCUCCUCUCCGUCCUGGGGCUGCUGUCCCGUUCCUUGCCCACCUCAGGCAGCCCGUUCAGGGCCGUGUUAAAUCACCCUGUCCCUGCUUGACCUUUACUGCACUUCAAACACCCUCAUUAAACUCAGAGCUGCA